AAAUUAUAAAUACGUCGCCUAGCAACCCAUAUCCGAUCGUCAAUAGCAAGAACGGCAUGAAGCCAAAGAAUAUGUAUUGUACAUAGACGUUCUUUGGUGGAGCCGCAUUUUGCGAACGAAUGCCGACUAAGCGAAAAUCGGACAAUGUCUGUCACAAGACCUCGACCAGUUGUACCAGAAGAAUUACCAAAGCUCUUGCACAGUAUAAGUUAUGCAGUAAUAAAAAAUAAUCCAAAUGAUAUAAUAAGCUUUGCUGCUAAUCAUUUUCAGCAGCUGUAUGAUGAACGAGAACAACAGAAAAAAGUAGCUGAGGACAUGCAAAAUCUAAAUUUGUUUGCAACCAAUCUGAUUAUCUGCACUGCUCUUAAGAAGGUCACCAACCUGCAGAAGAAAAAGUGGAACAAAAUCAUGAUAACAGGGAAAGUAAUGUGUGUGAUGAAUAAGAAGACAAUCUGGCAUUAUAAGUAAUAAUUCUAACUGAAUAUUGUUACGUAUCUUCAAGACAUUUUAUCUUCAUAUGUUUAUGUAUAAUGUGUAAUGUAAAAUAUAGGGAAGUUUCUAGAAUAAAAUAACUAAAACAUCAUUUUAA
This is a messenger RNA of Stegodyphus dumicola, 589 nucleotides long. Its product is annotated as calcium-binding tyrosine phosphorylation-regulated protein-like. The record is from RefSeq and is a predicted model, not a curated record. Lineage: Eukaryota; Metazoa; Arthropoda; Arachnida; Araneae; Eresidae.